Messenger RNA from Leptosia nina, 864 nucleotides. The record is from the annotation of a GenBank genome assembly. Lineage: Eukaryota; Metazoa; Arthropoda; Insecta; Lepidoptera; Pieridae.
AUGCAACAGUCUCUGCUUCCACUACUACUACUAGCUAUAACUCUAGCUGUAUCCUCCACAAAUGAACUACCGUUUCUGAAUCGGUUCGAAUUGGAAAAAAUCUUUGAAGAACAAGACAACGAGAAUAAUAAUGAUCAAAGGGAUGACGAGUUAAUAUUACAGCUUAAAAGACAUCCCGUGUUAAAGCCAAAAGUACCAAAUAUCGUUUAUAGUAAAGAAAACAUCGGAGACGAAAACAUUUUGAAGUAUUGGAAGAAUUUUAAUAAUAAUAAAAAACAGAAAUUGGAAUAUCCUAAAUAUUCGAAGUGGUUAUACGCGGAAGACGAAUCGAACGAUAACGAUAUUCAUAAGAAUAAAGAUUUCACUGGAAAUUCGGAAAGUGACACAAAAACCGUGCUCUCCAAUCCAAUUGGUAAUCCAAAAAAAUUCGAGGAAAUCGUAACAAUAAGUCCCUUAUUGAUUCUCAAGAUACGUUUAUCCUUAUUGAGCAAUAACAUUGAUAACAUGGAACUAGACCGGUACACUGAUUCAAUGCCUGUCGAUGUUAGAAUCGUGAGAGACCAGACGAAUACUGAGUCAGUUAAAAGGGUGGGUUUAUUAGAUGAUCUAAGACAAGAUGAGAGCGAUAAAUCAGGAGCAUCAGAACCGAACAAAACGAAAAAGGUUGUAAAAAAGAGGAUUUUUUCUCUUUGGAGUAGAUUACAAGGUCUUACUCACAGGGGGCACGAAUUGCAUCAUCGGAGGCAUCUGCAUGCCUUUUAUGGUCUUCCGGACGACGGCGGCGGCGGCGACGGAGGCACCCUCACAGCAGAAACCCGAGCAACAUUCAUGCGACCACCCGGUUCACCUUUAAGAUGGGGCUAA